CUUUUGAGAAGAAAUGGUUGCUUCCUACUGAGCCACCCAAAAAAAAACAACAAUAAACAAGUCAGGUGCAUGUUGACUUGAGCAUCCCAGGCACAAACAGUCAGGUAUGUAAGAAAAUAUUUGAGAUUGCUCUCAUUUUAAUAUGUUCAACGGGUCUGUCUAGUGUGACAAUUUAAGUGAAAGUUAGUGUGUCGCAGUGUCUUUUGGUGUUGAAUGAGGCGCUGUGGCAGGUGUAAUGUAAUCCAUCCUACAUCCACAUCCAACAUCCACUUUUGCUGCCUGGGGAGACGAAUGAAAUGCUCACGGUGAAAUGCUUGUCAGAAAUGUGUCUGUUCAGUUCAGACGUAUCCAACGAUGUGCUCUGUCAGGACUCAUGGCAGGCGGCCGAAAGGUACGCAGGCUAUUUCGUAGGCUGCCGUACAUCUGUCUUCGUCGCCGAUACAAAAUCGUAGCCUGCUGUGCAGCCCUCAUUCUCGUGAUGCUGCGCCUUCAUCACAUGGCAGAGCGAGAGAAACUGCAGAGUGAGGACUUGUCUCACCAGUUGAAUGAGGUUCCCGAAGAAGACAAGAAGGUGGAUAAAUGUACAUCAUUCCACAGCAGAGAGUGUACACCCAUUCCCAUCGAUCUGGUGUACACGUGGGUGAAUGGCACAGACGUGAGCCUGCAGAGGGACCUGAUGGUGGCCAAAAAGCAACUGGAUGCAGAAGAAGCUCUUCUGAGUGUGAAGCCAGAAUGCCCGCUGUCUCAAUGCAUCGUGGCACCAAUGGUGGCGCUUAAUCCUGGCCUUCCGGCCAACAUGACCACUCGAGAGCUACCCUCGGUCUUGCCCUCCUUCUCGCCUGCCAAGGCCCUGCUGCAGUUUACCAAACCACUGCAACCAUCCAACACUGUCUCCGUGGUCGUAUUCCAUUCACGAGCUGACGCUGAAAAGGCCUUGGCAGGCACGCUCAAAAUCAAGAAAUUCUCAAUCUCCAAAUGCUACCUGACGACAGACAAAGAGGCGCCAGGUCUGAUCCAAAUGGAGACCUUGGCCUACCUGACUGGCUUCCCGCAGUCCUACAAAGUGUCAGAGAUGCUGCGAGGCAAAUUGUCGCCCACCGUAAAGAGCAGGAUCACUGCGUUUGAGUUGUACCCGGACGCCGGCAUCGCUCUGCUCUCCCUUAAAAUGCCACAGGACUUCAGUUUUCUCCUGCAAUUGGCCAAAAAUAGUAGACUAAAACUGGAUGGGAAGAAGCUGGCCAUCAGCCCUGUAUACUUGUUCUGGGACAUGAGGGCCAUCGCAGAGUUUUCACAGAAGCGGCCUGCCCCUCCCAAAAAAGAGACCUGGGACUGUCUCACAGCCAACCGCUUCGAGGAGAACGGUGCUCUCCUCUAUUCCUUACGCUCCAUGGAGAAACAUGCGCCGUGGGUGCGACACGUCUACAUCGUCACGAACGGGCAGAUUCCGUCCUGGCUCAAUCUGCAAAACCCCCGUGUUUCAAUUGUCACACACAAGGAAAUCUUCCUGAACAUGAGCCAUCUCCCCAACUUCAACUCGCACGCUAUUGAAAGCCACCUUCAUCGCAUCCCCGGCAUCUCGCAAAAGUUCCUUUACCUCAACGAUGACAUGAUGUUUGGCAAAGACGCAUGGCUGGAUGACUUCUACACCCCAACCGAUGGGCAGAAAGUCUAUCUCGACUGGCCUUUAGCCGCUUGUUCAAAAGGCUGUCCGGCAAACUGGAUCAACAACGGGCAGUGUCAUCGGGAGUGCAACAAUGCCGCUUGUCAAUGGGACGGAGCUAAGAAGACUCAGGCAACCAGCCAGAAGUCAAGCCUGACACAAAACCCACCGAGCUUCUUCUCAAACGAGAAUGAGAACAGAGAUCCCCAUAUCCAGAGCGAACAGCAUGGGGAGAAAAAACAGAUCAACACGGAAGCGGUUGACUGGAAAACUCCUUUGGAGAUGAAGCUCCAACAGUUUGUUUCUUCUUUCAAGGGAUUCCUCAAAUACUUUCAAGAACUACUUGAGGAAGAUGAUCAUCUACAAAGAGCGCGAAGAGAGCAGAGGAAGCUGAAGAUCAGUUUUACUGCCACACUACGAUACGUCAACAGGCUGUACAACCUCAAGUUUGGCGGCAUGAUCCGAAAAGCGAUUGCACACGCGCCCUAUUUGAUUGACAAACUUGUGAUGCAGGAACUGCAGGACACAUUCCCAGAAGAAUUUCGCAAGACCUCAAGCCACCGUUGGCGUCAAUCAGACGGCAUGCAAUAUGCCUUUUCCUACUUUUAUUUCCUGAUGAGCGUUAAGCAGCAGGCUAACAUCUCAAAAGUGUUUGACGCUGCUGACAAGGACCACUCUGGCGUUCUGUCUGAUAGCGAGAUUCAAGCUUUGGCCACAAGCAUCCAUCAGCAGCCGCUCAAACCCAAGGACUUGACGAGGUUGAAAAAUCAGUUGAUCGACUGCUCAAAAACUCUUCCAAAUGACGUCAGGGAGCUGGAACCCAGUCAGGAGGUCUUCCGUGACCAAAAGAUGUCUCAGGUCACUAAAGAACUUAUCAUGAACUGCAAACCUAUCAUAGAUCGCAUUCGCAGUACCUUUCCAGACCAGAAGAAGUACAAGUAUACGGUCAUGGGGAAGGAGGAGAUACAUUUCAAAUUGCUUCACAGUGACGUGGCUGAGGCGGAUCGCAUAUUUGAUGACGUUCGUCAACGACCAAGGUAA
This is a messenger RNA of Hippocampus comes (tiger tail seahorse), 2701 nucleotides long. RefSeq names its product N-acetylglucosamine-1-phosphotransferase subunits alpha/beta-like. Gene Ontology annotation, biological process: N-glycan processing to lysosome; carbohydrate phosphorylation. The record is from RefSeq and is a predicted model, not a curated record. Gene Ontology annotation, cellular component: Golgi apparatus. The transcript has 16 exons. Lineage: Eukaryota; Metazoa; Chordata; Actinopteri; Syngnathiformes; Syngnathidae. Gene Ontology annotation, molecular function: UDP-N-acetylglucosamine-lysosomal-enzyme N-acetylglucosaminephosphotransferase activity; calcium ion binding. Bases 311 to 2701 code for a protein of 796 amino acids.